AUGUCAGAAGAAGACUUUGAUCCAAAUCGAUUUCAGAAUAUGCUUCUUGAAGGUCAUCACGACAUAUUAUUUACCAAGAAUGCACAGUCUCAGGUGAUGGUUUUCAAACGGGACGACAAGUACCCUGGAAUCGCGCUGUCCGACACCACCAAUCAUAUUAGGCUCGCAGAAAUCCGGAUCUUGAAUGACGCAACAAUAGUACUCCGAUUUCACGCUGUCCCUCUUGCGAAAGCUGCUGCGUAUACUGCUCUUUCAUAUACAUGGGGCUCAAUGCUUGGACAGUCUCAAAGUCAAGGGCUGCAGCUCACAGGAAACUUAGCUGAUGCACUAUACAGCUUCGCGAGCUGGCAGCCAAAGCUUUGGUGGAUUGACGCGCUGUGUAUCAACCAGGGCGAUACUCGCGAAAAGAACGAGCAAAUCAAACUCAUGAAACAAAUCUAUCAGAAGGCCGAGCGUGUUUGUGUCUGGCUUGGACAAUCAGACGAAGGAGUCCUUCAGGUGCUACCGAGAAUUGCGCGCUCGUUUGAGGAAGCAAAAGCACAGAGUGGUGAGACUGAAUCUGUGGGACCUGCGGGUUUGAAAAUUCCAGGAUCAGAUUGGACAUCUCUAAUGGACUUCUUAUCGCGUCCAUUCUUCCGGAGAAUAUGGGUGCUCCAAGAGCUCUUAAUGGCCGGUGACUCGAUCAUCGUGGGUUGUGGAAGUGCCAGAUUUUCUUGGAAGUUUCUGGCACUACCAAUAUGGUGGCUUCGGGCCAACAAUGCGCAAGGUAGUCUGAGAUCCCAGCCAUAUAAUCUAGACCAUGAAUACACGCUUCCAAUCAGGAAUGAUAUUAUUGAUCUCGUGACGAAUUUAUCGGCGAGACCUCGAUCCCUAUCCUUGGAGCAGCUCCUGCGGCUUACUUAUGCGCUGGAGUCCUCAGAGCCCAGGGACAAGAUCAUCGCCUUACUUGGUCUGGCAUCAAAUAAAGAUCCUGCUCUAUCAAAGAUCAACAUUGGGUACGAGCAGUCUGUAAGGGACAUUUAUUGUAAUGUAACAGGAGUCAUAUGCACCACUCACCGUUCAAUCAGUCUUCUAGAGCUGGUCGGUGAUCAAUCUUUCCGAGAAUUCAGCGACCUUCCUUCGUGGGUCCCAGAUUACAGUGUCACCUCUAGUCGACCUCAAUUCAAUAACGAAAGUCCAGACUGUCAGGAUUCGAAUGUUGAGGUCGCGUGGAUACCUGGCUCCAGGACUCUUUCACUUGGUGUACAAGUGUCAGAUGAAGUUGCACAUGUAUCGGGCGACAUCAUGAUGCGAGAGGAAAAGCCAGAGGAUGCCCUUCUUUCGUGGUUCAAGAUGACGGCUGAGUUUAUUGAAGUCGACAAAUGGGCUUUGAUUACGAGAGACCCUGAGGAGUCUGGACACACUACGGUCAAUGCAUUCUGGCGCGCCAUGAUAGGGGACUCCAGUGGCAAACAAUGUCCAGCGCCAAAAGAGUAUUACGAUCACUUCUGCUCGGCUUUAUUCCAGCGUCUUACCGAAACAGGAGAUCGUGAUGAGCAACUUCAAUGGAAUCUCGCAUUAUGCAAGUCAUAUCUCAAUAAGUGUCAUUAUUCUGAGCCCACAGAAAUAGAAGAUAAGGACAUAAAGAUGUAUCAUUUCAUAUGUGCGACGAUCAUCGAAAACAAAAGGCAGCCCGUCAAGUCGCCUCAUUGGACCUUUCCAGAACCCUGGCUUCAGUUUGACGAGGAUGGCAAGUUUCUCGCCGUGACCCCACCAGGCGAUGCUAAACUUUUCAAAAAGGAGAUGGCUCGCUCAUGCUGGAACACACGAUUCUUCAUUACCAGAUCUGGUCGUAUGGGCAGGGGACCGCUAUCCAUACAGCCGUCUGAUAAAAUUUGUCGCGUAGCAGGCGCAAAGGAGCUGCUCGUCCUAAGAGAGGCGGAUGAGCACUUGCGAUUCAUAGGCAACUGCUACACCCAUGGUCUCGUACAUGAUCAGGAUUCUCAGCAAUCAAACACUUUCAAGGAAGUCACGCUCGUGUGA
Messenger RNA from Bacidia gigantensis, 2022 nucleotides. RefSeq lists its product as uncharacterized. Lineage: Eukaryota; Fungi; Ascomycota; Lecanoromycetes; Lecanorales; Ramalinaceae. The record is from RefSeq and is a predicted model, not a curated record. The transcript has a single exon. The coding region runs from base 1 to 2022 and encodes 673 amino acids.